This is a messenger RNA of Branchiostoma floridae (Florida lancelet), 1090 nucleotides long. Its product is annotated as alcohol dehydrogenase-like. The record is from RefSeq and is a predicted model, not a curated record. Lineage: Eukaryota; Metazoa; Chordata; Leptocardii; Amphioxiformes; Branchiostomatidae.
UUGGGCCCGCUGCGAUAUUAUAGUUAUCAUCAGGUUAGGGUCAAAGGUCAUUACAAACAUGGCGCGCCGAAGUGCAAAACUGGUGAAGUUCAACGAAUCUUUUGAGCUCGUGACGGACGAUAUUCCCUCUGCUCCUUCCAGGGGUGCUGUCCUCAAGGUCCACUAUGCAGGACUGUGCCACUCUGAUGUGGACAUAAGUAAAGGAGAAAAGAACUACUGCCUCCCCUUAACUCUUGGCUUUUCAGAUUACAUGACAGUAUCUGACCUGAGUCUGUUGAUGCGGGUGCCUGAAACAGUUGCCAUGGAUACCGCAUGUUUGUUACCAUGUUCCGGACUGACGUCGUACAACGCAGUCAUGUCCAUUCUUCCCACUGUGCAGGAGUUCGUCAAAGACCACGGAGUUCCAGAAGACUGUGCUGUGGUACUGGUGGCAGUAGGGGGCCUCGGGCUGUGGGCUGUCCAGAUUGCGAGAGAAGUGCUGCCGGAUGGAAUUCGGAUUGUGUGUGCUGAUAGAGAUAUAGAAAAGCUGACUACAGCAAAAGCUAUGGGAUGUGAUGAAGUGGUGCACUGGAAUGACAAAGAAGCUGAAGACCGGUUAAUAACAGUGACAAUGCAAGCCUGUGGCAGGCUAGGCAGGGCUGUAGCUGCCAUCGAUUUUGUGAAUACAUCAGUAACUUUCAGUCUGGUCGAAAAUCUCCUCAUUUGGGGAGGCAUCCAUGCAACAGUAGGUGUCUCUGGAGAUACAGCCAGUCUUCCCUUGAAGUCCUUUACUGUACACCAGCACAGAGCCGUUGGUGUGCUGGUUGGUACACAACAGCAACUCAAGGAACUCUUGAAGCUUGUUGCAGAUGGAAAGGUAAAGGCACCUCCAAUUACCCAUCAUCCUUUAGAGAAUGCGUGGCACGUCCUGCAGGACCUGAGGUACGGAAAGGUCAAAGGUCGCGCUGUGCUAGAAGUGUCCAAACCAAGUGAAUAAAGUCGACAGCUUUUAAUGGAUGUAUUUAUCAUUUUAAUGUUUCUGUGCUUUGCCACCAUUGAUACUUUCUUGUAAAGGACAGUAAUGACAAAAGACAAUUAAAGUUUGUAAAAC